UAUCCAAACACACGUGGACAGGGUCACUCAGUGCACCUGGUUGGAUAUUGAAAGUGGGUACAACGUGCGUAACGUUAAACGCGUAAGCAAACAAGUGCAUCUAUUUAUGUGUAUCUCACUUCCACUUAGAAUCCAGUAAAGUUAAUUACACAGCACCUGUAAUUCAUGAAAAGCCGAAAGCCUCCCACCAAACUAAACCCCAUUUAUUAAAUAAUUAACACCUUCCUCGCCUUCCUUCUACCUUUCUAGCUUCCACUCCCCACCUGUCACCCAUAUAUAUAGAAUCAAACCAAACCAAGAGUCACACAACUCACAACCUCCUCGAUCAUCAUCUUUGUCAAUUUUGUCUGCAGGUCUAGAAAGCCUUUUGAUUUCGCGAUCAAUCCGAAAGGAGAGUGCGAAGAAUCGAACAAAACAAAAAAAAAACAAACGCUCCGAGUCAAGAAAAAUGCAAAACGAAGAUUACUUCGACCAGGGUUUGGUCUGUCCCAGCUUCAACAGCUACGCCUCGGCCACCACAGCCGACACCGCCGCCAAGGUUUGCCGGGAAUUCAGCAGCCUCGGAUUAGUGGAUGAGAACAAAGAGUUCGAGUAUGAAGGAGGAGAGAAACAAGACGAUGACUUCGAGUUCGUGUCGUUUCAGAAAUCUGCCGACGAGGUUUUCUUCGGCGACAACACUCGGAUCGGUCCGGUUUUCCCCGUCUUCAACCGCGACCUUAUAAGUCAACGGGAUCUAAACGACACCGACGACGUCGACGCCGUGCCGUCGUCGUCCUCAGCGUCAUCAGACGUGGACGAGCUGGAGAACGUUCCGGCGGGUAGCUACUGCGUUUGGAUGCCGAAAACGACGCCGGCCUCGUCUCCUUCCCAUUGCAAGAAGAGCAAGUCGACCGGAACGUCGUCGUCUCGGCGGUGGAGGCUGAGGGACUUGCUGCGGCGGAGCAACAGCGAAGGCGGGAAGGACGCCUUCGUGCUGCUGACGCCUUCCCUGACGUCAUCGUCGAGCUCCAAGAAGCUGGUGGCUGCUAACGAUCAUCAUCAUCAUCAUCCUAAUGAGAAAAUGGUGGUGACGAAGGGGAAGAAGAGCUUUAAUGGGUCGAGGCCGAAAGGCCCGAACGCGGUGUCGAUGGCGCACGAGCUGUUCUACGCGAAGAGUAAAGAGAAAGAUGGGUAUAAUAAGAGACAGUCGUAUCUUCCUUACAGGAAAGACCUGGUGGGGUUCUUUGCUAGUGUGAACGCCAUGGGAAGGACUUUCCCUACUUUUUAAUAAUUAGAUUCCAAUAGUAAGUUCAUCAGGUUCCCUGAUGAUCAUAGUUUUGUCCUUGUUAUAGAGCUUGACUAUCAUAUUUUUUGGUUUUUAUAGAAAAAGCAACAUGUACAUAUUUAUUUUGUUUUGUUCUAGUUCAAUAUAUAUAUUCAAGCACAUGGAUCUGAAAGCAAAUCCGAGUUGAAGUGGUUUGAGAUGCUUA
This is a messenger RNA of Rosa rugosa (rugosa rose), 1469 nucleotides long. RefSeq lists its product as uncharacterized. The record is from RefSeq and is a predicted model, not a curated record. Bases 449 to 1267 code for a protein of 272 amino acids. The transcript has a single exon. Lineage: Eukaryota; Viridiplantae; Streptophyta; Magnoliopsida; Rosales; Rosaceae.